Molecule: messenger RNA, 8487 nt
Organism: Musa acuminata AAA Group (dessert banana)
Lineage: Eukaryota; Viridiplantae; Streptophyta; Magnoliopsida; Zingiberales; Musaceae
Exons: 23
Coding region: 15-7028 (2337 amino acids)
Biological process (GO): heterochromatin formation
Molecular function (GO): ATP-dependent chromatin remodeler activity; ATP binding
Source: RefSeq, a predicted model, not a curated record
UGUUGCAAACAAUAAUGUUGCGAAAAACCCCUCCUUGUGUUUGGAAGCACCACUGGCCCUUCCCUCCGCCUCCCGGCGUCGCUCGACGGCUGCUGCAUCGUUUACCGGGUGGACGGCGUUGGAGAUCCGUGGUUGUGGUGGUUUUUUUUUCUACCAGUGAGCGGCAGUGUGACUGGCAAGAACAUAUGGCCCGUGGUCAAUCUCAGAAGGACGAGGAUACUAGCAGCUCGACGAGUAGACGCGCUAGCAAGAAAAGGAAAGACAUAAUUGACUCGAGCAUUUCUGGUUCGACGACGAAUGCUAGCCCUAAAACCAAAGUUUCGAGUGGCAAAGCGAAAGACAGCAGGACUCUGACUACCACGAGUUCAGCAGCGACGGAUUCUUCCAAUUUGAGAUCUGCUAGGGAAACAACUACCAAGAAAGCGAGCGUGUUGGGUCCUAUCUUGCGGAAAUCAGAACGGCUUGAGAACCAAAAUAUGUCAACCCCUUUGCAGAAAAGGGGUUCAGAUAUGGAAGUCAAGAAUCAUAGUCCGCUAAGACGGUCAAAGAGGAUUGAGAGGUUCUGCGCAUCAAGUUCCUCAGGUUCAAAGCUGUCUGGAAAAAGCUCAACUCCUUUGGUGAAGAAGAAAGUGAACGAGGUGAAGAAUGAAAAAACAAAAUCAGUUUCAGGCACCACAGGAACGAACAAGUCUAAGAAGCUUAGCAGUGGUAGUAGCCGAUUGUUAAAAAACCGAACGAGAAUGGAUGCCCGGAGUUAUAGAGCUUUAUUUACACCACUAACUAAAAAGGCCAAAAUUUCAGAUUCCACAGAACCAUUGCAUGACUGUGUUUCAAGGGCUGCUGAUUCUGCAGCAGUAGUAGAGCAUGGAGAUGAGUGUAGUGGAAGAAAGUGUGACGAGCCUAUAGUGAAUCCUUGUGAUAAAGAAUUAAAAGAAACUGCAGAAGGUUCUAGUUCAGUUUCAAGAGAGCUUGAAGAGUUGGUCCAGGGAGUUGAUAGAGCAAGUACAUCUUGUUUUAACGUGAAGCGAAAGUUAACUGGAUUAAGUGAGUCCAAAUAUGCUGAUAACAGUACUAGUUCACUGCAGCCUUCUCUAGCUGGAAAUAUUGCCAAAGAAUAUGACAAUGGCAUGUUUCAGAGAGAGACUGACAUUGAUCGUGACGAAAUUGAUGCAUGUAAGUUAAAUACAGAAGAUUUUGGGUUAUUACAGCCUGCAGAGCAUGCUUUUCAAAAUAGACCCUUCACUGCUGAUGUUAUUCAACAAAGUGGGGAUACUUCAGCAUCUCCUAGAAGUGCAAAGCUAACUUGUGAUCUUGAUUUGAACACUUCAUUAACACUACAAGGAGAACAUAUGUUGAUUCAGACAAUUUCCAUGGUGGAUGCUUGUCUUUCAUCUCCUUCUUUGACUAGACGAGAUAAUCUACAGCAGUGCACAAAGUGUUUUGAACUCCAAAGGGUUCAGGAUAUGCAAGUUAAGGAGCAAUGUUCAUAUAUUGCCAGAAGCCAUGAUUUAUCCCUCGAAUUGUCUGAGGAAGCUCAUCAUAAAGUUGCUCCAGAUAAACAUGGCAAUGCUGCUAUUUGUUUGCAAGAAGAUAAAUGUAAAGGAAACUCUUUGUCAGAAGCUGAAAGUGGACUGGCUGGAGCAGAGAAGUCAAAUUGUUUUGUAGCUUCAGCCUGUACAGUAAGUCUAAACAUGCUCAUGGAAAGUCCGGAGAUUGGGGCCAGACCAGUGGACUGUAAUCUCAUGGAUAUUUCAAAAGAACAUGAUAAUUCAACUCAUUUGAGAAAGUCCUUGUUUGAAAUUAAGACAGAUGGUGGUGCCAAUGCAUGUGUUGUCUGCAAACACCCAGAAACAGAACUGUCUUGUGAUGGGAAAGGUUGCAACAGAAGCUAUCAUCUUUCUUGUCUUGAUCCACCCCUGCAAAAUUAUCCUGGUGCUUGGCUAUGCAUUUUUUGCAUAAAAAAGAAAAUAGAGAUUGGUGUACACUCCAUAUCUGAAGGAAUAGAUUCCAUUUGGAACUUUAAAGAAGAAUUGCAGAAUGGCAAGCAUUACUUUGUCAAGUAUAAAGGUCUUGCUCAUAUCCAUAAUCAAUGGAUUUCAGAAACCCAGAUGCUUCAGGAAGCUCCUACACUUUUGUCUAAAUUCAAAAGGAAAUAUUACAAAGAGAGGGCUAUAAAAUGGAAGCAGGAGUGGGCCGAGCCUCAUCGGCUAUUGCUAAAAAGAUUGCUGAUGCCUCAAAAGCUGACUGAUGACCUUUUUAAUGGGCUUGCUAAUAGCUUUCCAAAAUGCUACCAUGAGUGGUUUGUGAAAUGGAAAGGUCUUGGUUAUGAGGAUGCUACAUGGGAGCUUGAGACUUCACCAGUUCUAUGCACACCCGAGGCUAUGACACUUAUGAAAGAUUAUGAAGCACGUAUUGAGGCAAAGACAGCAUUUGAUUCUUCCAAAGCUGAAAAGGCUCUGGAGUUCAAGACAAAUCCUUAUAAUAAAUUGACGAGGUUUCCUGAUGGGUGUCCACCUGGACUUGAUAAUGAUCAUUUAUAUGCUAUCAACAGGCUUCGUGAGUUUUGGCACAGGAAUCAAAGUACUGUUUUAAUUGAUGGUCAGGAGCGGGUUAUGAAGUCCAUUUUAUUCAUAUUUUCCUUGCUAUCUUAUGCUUGUCGGCCUUUUCUCAUUGUCACACCUUGUACUUCUCUUUCCUUAUGGGAGACUGAGUUUAAUCGCUUGGCACCUUCUAUCAAUCUUGUUGUCUAUAAUGGGAGCAAGGAUGUCCGGAAGAUGAUUCAAUCUCUUGAAUUUUAUCAGGGAGGUGGUUGCAUAAUGUUUCAAGUGCUCUUGUCACACCCUGAUGCUAUACUUGAGGAUUUUGAAACACUAGAAUGCAUUGCCUGGGAAGCUCUCCUUGUUGAUGAGUGCCAAAGUUCUAGAGUGUUUAAGCAUUUGGAACUGCUUAAGCGUCUUUCAUCUUCCUUCAGGCUGCUUCUUUUAAGUGGUCAUUUGAAGGACAAUAUUGCUGAAUACCUCAACCUGCUCUUGUUCCUUGAUCUAGGGACUGAUGGGAAUUUGGGAUGCAUUAUGAAGUCUGAUUCUGUUGGUGUUGUUGGCACACUUGCUUUAUUGAAAGAGAGAUUGUCACAAAAUCUUGCUUAUGACCGUAAACCGGAUUCCUCUAAGUUUUUGGAGUACUGGGUUCCUGUUCAGCUUUCUAAUGUGCAGCUGGAACAAUAUUGUGCUACUCUGAUUUCAAAUGCCAUACCUCUUUGUUCAUGUUCAAAAAUUGAUCUAGUUGGAGCCCUUGGUAACAUUCUUAUAUCAACCAGAAAGUGCUGUGACCAUCCUUACCUCGUUGAUGAAUCUUUGCAAAGCUCACUUACCAGAGGUCUUCCAGUGACUGAAUAUUUAGAUAUUGGGGUAAAUGCAAGUGGCAAGCUACUAGUACUUGACAAGAUUCUCCAAAUGAUACAAAAUCAAGGAUUGAGAGUGCUGAUUCUUUUUCAGUCAACUGGCAGAGCUGGAAAGACUUCAAUUGGUGAUAUUUUGGAUGACUUUCUUCGUCAAAGAUUCGGUGGUGAUUCCUAUGAGCGUAUUGAUCGUGGAAUAGCAAUGUCAAAGAAACUGGCUGCACUGAACAUGUUUAAUGACAAGGAGAGAGGAAGAUUUGUCUUUUUAAUUGAAAAUCGUGCAUGCUUACCAAGCAUCAAACUUGCAUGCAUUGACGCUAUUAUAAUUUAUGAUAGUGAUUGGAAUCCAUUGAAUGAUCUACGUGCGCUUCAGAAGAUAACUAUUGAAUCACAGCGUGAUUAUGUAGCUGUUUUUCGUCUAUAUUCAUCCUUUACAAUAGAGGAAAAACUUUUAAUUCUUGCAAAGCAGGAUAUGAUACUUGACAACAAUAUGGAUAACGUAAGCCCUAGUGUCUGCCAUUCGCUUCUUAGUUGGGGUGCCUCAUGCCUCUUUCACCGACUAGAAAAGUUCCAUCAACUUCAAUCCUUGGAUAAUUAUUCUCCAAAUUCCUCUGAUAAAAUGCUUCUGCUUAAUGAUGUGCUGGAAAUAUUAACAAAAAUACCAGCCUAUAUUCCUAGCAAAUGUUCAAUUUUGGUAAAGGUCCAGCAGAGUGGAGCAUCCUAUUCAAGAAAUAUAGUUUUGGCUGGUGAGCAAGGAGCCUCCUCAUUCGAUAAAGAUCUGUGCAGUUUCUGGUCAAAUUUAUUGGAAGGAAGACAUCCUCAAUGGCGAUACAUUUCUAAGCCAUCUCAUAGUCAGAGAAGUCGUAGAAAGGUUCACAAUAUGGACAAACUUGUAAUGCCACCUGAAUCAGAAAAUGAAGAAGCAGAGAAAAAGCGGAGGAAGGUAGUUAGCAGCAAUACUGUUGAUCCACUAUAUUCGGAAUGUUCAUUUCAAGGAAGACAAGCUGAAGGCAAUAGCAAUUUGUUGUCUGGAAAUCAUGAUCAGCCAUCUCUUAGUUUCAUGACUAAAGCAGCUUUCAUGUCAAGUAGCUUGCAGACAGAGACUGAAGCACAACUAACAUGUCAAGGAAAGGAUGUAUCACAUGUGUCUCCAAUGUCUGAUGGUACUUCUGAUGUAAAUAAGCCUCACGAGGUUGAUUUAAACGGGAGAGAGAAAUUAAGUUCCUCUCAAAGGAACCUUCAUCUUUCGUUGAAGCCAAAGUUAUCAAAGCUCUGUGAGGUAUUGAAACUUCCGGAGAAUGUCAAGGAUAUGGCUCAAGUGUUUCUGGAGUAUAUAAUGAAUAAUUAUCAUGUUAGUCCAGAACCAAAAAUGAUAUUGCAGGCCUUCAAGAUAUCACUGUGUUGGCGAGCUGCUUCUUUCUUAAAGCAUAAGAUUGAUCACGAGGAAUCACUUGCACUUGCAAAGAAGUAUUUGAAGUUCGCAUGCAAUGAAGAGCAGGCUUCUAAUGUUUAUUCUAAAUUAAGGAUACUAAAGAAGAAAUUUUUAGAUCGAGACAAUGUUAUUAUUAGCAAACAUGAGCCCAGUUUAUUAGAGCCUGGGUCAUCAGUGUCAGGAAAAUAUCUUACUGGAGAACUUGCCUUGGAGAUGACUUCAAAUUCUACAGGAUUUAGUCUUCAUGAAUUUGAGAAAUGUGGACUUCAACAGAGUCCUCAAAGCCACAGUGUUCUUGAGCAACCAAUGUUGCAGGAGCAGGAGCAAGUCCCUGUUCUUGAAACUUCUGCAGAUCUGCAUGAGAACCUUGGUUCUCUGAAGGCCAAACUGCUAAAAAAACAAACUGAUUUGAUUCACAAUAUUUGUUUGAGAAGGGAAGAAGAUCUCCUCCUCAAGCAACAAGAAGAAAUUUCAGAAUUCCGUGUGUGCAAGGAAAAGUUGGAGUUGAAUUUGAAAAGAGCACAUCAUGAACAUUUGGGACAUAUUCUUGAUUUGGUUAUGGAUUCAGCUGACAAAAAUGACAAGAUUAGAAUGUUCAAAGUAGAGUUUGCAAAAAAAAAGGGUGGAUUUGGGAAACACAUGGAUUGCCAAUUUUUUAAACUUAAAGGCAUGCAGUCCGUUGCAAGGGAUAAGGAGCUACAGAUAAAGAAUCACUGGUUCGAAGAAGCUAAGGCUGGUAAACUAACAGAGACUUUUGAUAGCAUUCCUUUGUCAGAGUCUGGAUUCAGGUUGGAGGAAUUCAGAGGAGAUCAAGAUGAUGUUCAUGAUGGUCUAGGGAACAGAAUAUAUGACUCCAGGACAUCUGUACCAUUUCAAAAUAAGCAUACUGUUGGGUCAAUCACUGUGGGUCACUUGGUAACUAGUGGGUUGAGUUCCAAAAGCUCUGGAGGAUCUGCAGUUUUGUCUCCUAGAGGAGCUGGAUGCCUGCCAAGUCAAAUUGAUACAUCCACUUGUCAAUCCAGUGGUUUGAAUGAAACUGAAGUUUAUGGACCAAGAGGGAUGCAUUUGGAAGUUCCAUCAACUAUUCCACCUCCGGAGAUGGUUGUCAUGCCCAUGGAAACUGAAACUCUUGCUUCUGAGAUUCCUACAGGUAAGGUUGAUGAUAUGCCUAUCAACUCUGGAACUGCAGCAACUGUUGAAACUGAGAAGCAAAGGGAUGCAGAAAAUUCUGAUAUGUCAUGCUCGAUAACUUGUCCAUUGGAAAGCAUUCGACAAGGCAGAAGUACAGAUAAUGGUGAGGUUGCAUGCUCAGCAACAUUUUUUCCACAAAAUCUGGUAGACUCUCCUUCCUUCAUACAUGAAGUAACAAGUACUGGUUGUGAAAGUGGUGUUUCAUCAAGUCAGGAACCUUGCUUCAAUGGGCAUGAAAGACCUGAAGACUCUGCUGGUCUGGAUGUCCAAGAUUGUGGCUUUCCCCAAGAAAUUCCUGCAUUAAAUUCAGCUGAUUUUGGCACCUUACAAGUCAAUCCGACCAAUCAUAACAUGACUGUCUUGGAAUCGUUCCUUGAUCCAUUGGCUGUCUGUACUGGAGCAUCCUUGGUUGCACAGAAUCAAGGAAGUGUAGUUUCAUCUCAAAUUGGAGAAGAGCCUUUUGAUCAGAUUCAGCAAUCUUCCCAACAAAAUGAUGUGCCAAUGCAGGUGCCAGUUGUAUUAUCAUCUUUGCUGGUUGGACAGUCUAAUCCUCUCGUCUCCCAGUUUAUUGAGAAUUCAGUGUUACCAAAUUCAGAAAGGAGAUUGCAAGGAAAUAUCAGUGAAGAUUUAACAUGCACUUUUACUCAACCAGAAUCAGUCCAUUAUCCCCUCUUUCCAUUUGCACAGUUGAUGCCAACUCAAGGGCUUCAUCCUGAGCCAUUGAAAAAUGAACUGACUAGAAUACGAAUACAUGAGGAUAUAAUUUCUAAGAUGCAUGAUGAUAAGAAAUCAAAACUUAAACUAGAGUGUGACAAGGAGUUAGAGCAGGUAAGGAGAAAAUACGAUGUGUUACUUCAGGAUGAGGAGUCGCAGUUUCGUCAGAACAAAGAGAUUCUUGAAACCAUUUACAACAAAGUUUUCAUGAAUCAAGUUUUAGCUGAAGAGUUCAGGGCCAAAUUUAUUGAUAACAAGGGAAGAGCUUCUUCGUCUUCGCAAGGCUUUUCAUAGUUGCAGAUCAUGAUUUAUGAAGUUGAUCUCGAAAGGGUUACUUAUGGUGAAAUCACCAUGCAGAAUUCUGAUGGGAUACCUUGGUGUAUAGAUGCGUAUUUUCAACUCAGCGAACAAUGCAGCAGUUACUUCAGUCAUAUCCCAAACUCAGUUUUUCCAGAGAUCUGUGUCACCGUCAACCUCUGUCCGUACUGCACUGUCUACUGUACUGCCUGCUGUAGCCCCAACCUCACUUGUGUCGGUCAGGCUUCGAGCCUCAUCCAUUUCUUCUGGACAGAUAGCCCGCCUGAUCACUCCAGUCUACUCAAGUAAUUCAGUUAGACCUCACUUCAGCCCGAUGCUUCCAUCCCUGGCAAACCUUCAAAUUGGAAGUGAAACCCGUGCGCCUGCUCCACAUCUGCAUCGAUUCAGAACUAACACAUCCAUGCCCUCUCAGAAUCUAGUUUGUACAAAUGGGAUAACCAGUCAGCAGCACUAUCUUGUGAAUGUAGGUUCAGCUACCAUGGAACAAGUUGCAUCUAUCCCUACGAGCAGGUCAUCUGUUUCAAAUACUCUAUCUGUUUGUCGGGGUUCCUCCCCAUCUGAUGUUGAGUUUCAUGUGGAUACUGAGGACUCCGGACGAGCUAACCAGCCUAACUCGUCCCAGUUAGCUGACUUUACACCAAAAUUCGAUCGUUGGUCCUCAACUAAUCGUACUUCAACAACUUGCGGAUUGUCUCAGUCACGUUGAUGUUGUUAGGUUGCCUUUUAACUCAGAUGUAGUCUGUCUAUCAGAUGAUGACUGAUCUUUAUAAGUUCCCAGUCAUCCAUCCUCAUAUUUUUAUACCAUCUGUCGAUAACAGUUAAUAACCUUGGAAAAGUUCGUCCUUCCAAUCCAGUAUAGAGCCAGAAGGAAAGACACGAGGCAAGUCAAGGAGGGGUCAGGUCUGGUAAAUUUUACCCCUCUACUUGUAUAUCUAUUCUAUUCCAUCCUAGAAUUAGAUAGCUGAACCAAUUUGUUGUCAUGGCCCCAUUCUGAUCUGUGAAUAAGCGGGCCAAAUUUUAACCAGGAUGCAGUUAGCAACUGAAUGGCAAUAGUCAAAUAAUUGCAGGUAUCUAAACAUUAACUUGGGUCAUCAACUUCCAUCAUAGAAUCUUUUUGUGAGCUCAGAUAAAUAUGGUACGUGGUAUCUUGCGUGGCUUCCCUAUAACUUCGAUCAGUAAGAAUGCUGUGCAUGAUUGCUAUAUGUGACCCAGAUUUCUGUAAAGCUGUGUACCACGGAGGUAGUUGAUUGUGAAACGUGUUCAUGAGCAUUUUGAGGGGGUUAAUGCCAUCCGGUGCCUUGACAAGUGAGAGCUUUCAAUUUAAGCUGCUAACCAGAAAUUUAGGAUGAAUUUGAGUGGAUUAUAAUAACAGUUGUUUUCUCAAUUAUUUGUGACCUGAAGAUUGGAGGGACAUAGAAUGCGUCAUUAAUUCUCA